GGCUGUGUUCACUCGUAUCCAGUCUGUCCAGUUUUUUCUUAUCUUCCAAGAAAUACAGACAGCAGUUUGUCUUCAGGAAAGCUGUUGGAUCUGUACACUCAAAGUGGGAUUGUUGCAGAUCUUCAUUAUCUUUUGCUUGUGUGAGAAUCACUGGACUGUGGUGUUUGCAAGGAAAGGAUGAGCGGUUUUCUGUACUUCGUCCUCCCGGUUCUGGGUGGAUACACCCUCAGCUCGGUGUACCUGCUGAAGAACCCGCACAUUCUCCACAAGAAGAAACGCACGGCUUUUUACUGCACGCACAUCUCACACAGAGGAGGAUGUGGGGAGAGGAUAGAGAGCACCAUGGAGGCGUUCACACAUGCGGUGCAGCAGGGCACACAGAUGCUGGAGACGGACUGUCACUUAACCCGUGACGGACACGUGGUGGUGUCACAUGACGAGAAUCUGCUGAGGCAGACCGGCCACGACGUCACCAUCUCCUCACUCAACCUGCAGGAUUUGCCUCUGUAUAAAGAGAGACUGGAGGUGACCUUCUAUAAAGGUCGCUACAGCAGCGGUGCAGACAGGAAGUUUGCUCUGCUGGAGGACGUGUUCAGGAAGUUCCCUGAGAUGCCCGUCAGCAUUGAGAUCAAAGAGAACAACAACCAGCUGAUACAAAAGGUGUCUGACUUGGUUAAACGCUACAACAGAGAGGAGAUCACUCUCUGGGCCGGUGUGAAAUCAACCGUCAUGGAGGAAUGCCUCAGGACGAACGGCUCCAUGCCGUACAGCUUCUCUGGGGGCCGAGGUGUGCUGCUGCUGCUCCUCUUCUACAGCGGCCUGCUGCCCUUCGUCCCGCUGGGAGAGAGUCUUCUGCAGUUCUACCUGCCGUGCAUCAUCAACAGGACUUUCAUUCCCGAGAAGCACAUCCUGAGGAACAAGCUGGUCAUCUCUUUGUUGGACAAAGUAACAAUGAGGAAGAGUCUGUUUAAACACCUCGCGGCUCGUGGAAUUCAGGUGCAUUUGUUUGUGUGCAAUAAAGACGAAGACAUAAAAGCUGCAUUUGAAGUCGGGGCCACAGGAGUGAUGAGUGACUACCCGACUCUUCUGUCCAGCUACCUCUGCAGAAACAGAAGUCAGGAUUGAACCCCAACAACGCCUUCACAUCACAACAACAAUUAAUAACUCAGAAGCUUUCUGAUGACGAGGAUUGUGUAAAGAAAAGACUGUGAAAGAGAAGAAAGUGUGAGACCCAUUUCAUCCACCGGGACAAGAUGAGUCGAGGAGUUGUUCGUCUAUUAGACACCAUGCAGUGGGAACAAAACUAUCAUUCAACUCUCUAAUCUCAACCCUUCAGGUAGACCUAUCUGCUAUCAGGUCGUUUCUACGGCAACCACCCUCAGAGUGUCAAUCACAGCCCAGACUCAAUGAUUCUUCUCAGAAGCAACUAUAAUGCUACAUUUUCCCCUUUAUUAUUGCACAUUGGCCAGAGUAGAGAAAGGUUACAACUAGACGGACAAAGGUUUACAGACCAUCUUUAUGUUUAUGUUAGUUUAUGUUUUGUACGUGUGAAAGGGUGUUGUGUGUUUAUGUAUGUGUAAGAGCAACCCGAAGAAUGUGCACGUGACGAGGAGGAAAUUGAGGAAUAAAUGAAUAAACAUCUGUAAAAAUAUAAUUUAAAACAUUGUUAAAAAGUGGUAGAAAAGGACAAAUAAAAACACAACAUGCACACAUAUAGACAUAACAAUAAUCAUAAUCAUCAAAGGAAAAAAUCAUAAGAAUAAUUUCAUAAUGUAAAGCAGAAGGCUCCCCCCUAUUUCCUUCUCAUUACCUGGGGUAAAGUUUAGUUUGAACAGCUCUGACAGUGAAUUUGUAGAUAUAUAAGUUGACUGGUGCAUUAUGGGAUUUGUGGUGUUUCAGCUGCCACAUCCCAACUUGUGAUCCGUACUGGGAGGACAGAGGAUUUGGUCCAGUUUACAGAAUAAUUAGAAGUUUUUAUGAUCUUCCAACGCCAAAUUUCUCUAAUGUUGUAAAUAGAUAUUUUAAAUGAAUCUUAUCAAAAGCUUUUUUCUCUAUCAAGGAACCCUUUGGUGGUUUCUUUAUUAAACUGAGCAGCCUGCAUGUAUUACUGAAAGAGGUAAAAGGGUUUGAUCUGCAUGGAUUAUAGAAGGAAUCACCUUUUAUGGUCUGUGACUGAGACCUUUAUGAUUUUUAUCUCUGUGUUUAUGAAUGAAAUGAUUCGGUAGCCUGCUGGUGGAUUAGGGUCUUUGUAGGGUUUUUAAAGAAGUGAGAUUUUGGUGGCAUCCAUGUUUGUUGGGAGUCCGGAGUUUUGUUUCAUUUCAGUCAGUCAGUUUGUGAAAUAAUAGUGCAAUGGUUCAGAAGUGUUACUGAAGUGAAUAUUUAACCAGCUGCACCAGGUCACCUGACAAUCCCAUUUCUCAUGAUAAGAGAGAAAAUGUGACUCUGUUUUGACUUUGUCUGAUGUUAUUUCUGGCAUUAUUUGAUUUGUUUGAAGUGGGUAACUUUGAAAAAUACAUAAUUUGGGACAAAUCACUUGGGUUUAUGCUUUUAUAUAUUUUUUUGUGCUUUUUAAAAAGAACACAAACAUGCUGGAAAUUAAAGCAGAUUAAAGGUAUACUUAUUGGUUCUACAAAUGUAUCCAUAUGUGAGUAGAGUGUCUUUAAUGUAGUGUUUAAUAGAGUCACUCAUCUACUGUGCAGGCACACACAAACAGAGGGUUUAUAUGUACAGUUAGCCUCACCUGUGUCCUUGUUUUUCUCAGGCUACGGUCAAAGUCCGGCCACACCGCUGUGAUAAUAAUCAAUCACUAGUGGGGAAACAAAGGCUGCACUUUUCUGACCUGACUUGUGCUUUGCAGUGUGAGUCAAUGGAGGAUAAGUGUAUCAGUGCAGACUGAGGUAUUUAAUACAGCAAAGAGCAAAGGUUUAAAUGAUUGACCCAGAAGAGAAACAAUUCAACCAGGUCUGUAGCUACAGUUUAAGACACAUGGCAUUCACCAGUAAUAUUUAUAGCGUCGCUUAUAUAUAUAUAUAAGUGUGGUUAAGAUCCAAAUAUUACACAUGUUGGAAUUAGACAAAUAAAUCAAACCUUACAGGGAAGGAUUUCCAA
Molecule: messenger RNA, 3108 nt
Organism: Anoplopoma fimbria (sablefish)
Lineage: Eukaryota; Metazoa; Chordata; Actinopteri; Perciformes; Anoplopomatidae
Gene: gdpd3a
Product: glycerophosphodiester phosphodiesterase domain containing 3a
Exons: 10
Coding region: 178-1125 (315 amino acids)
Biological process (GO): glycerophospholipid catabolic process
Cellular component (GO): endoplasmic reticulum membrane
Molecular function (GO): phosphoric diester hydrolase activity; phosphatidylcholine lysophospholipase A1 activity
Source: RefSeq, a predicted model, not a curated record